Molecule: messenger RNA, 685 nt
Organism: Culex pipiens pallens (northern house mosquito)
Lineage: Eukaryota; Metazoa; Arthropoda; Insecta; Diptera; Culicidae
Exons: 3
Coding region: 1-336 (111 amino acids)
Molecular function (GO): protein binding
Source: RefSeq, a predicted model, not a curated record
AUGGCUUUCAAGUACCACGAUGACGGUUCGUUAAGUCCGUUGCCAUCGGCGGCGAGCCACUCAAUCCCACAGGAUGCUUCCGUCAUGUUCUCGGAUUCUCCGCCAACGACGCAGGUCUUUAUCGGGUUCCUGCAGACAGGCGCAAACACGUUCAAAAAGGACUUUUAUAACCUCAAACUGACCGAUCGUGAGUAUCGCGUGCUGUACGAAGCGGCCAAGUGCAUUCAGAAGUCGUACAAGGGGCGCAAGAGUCGCAUUACGGAGCAGGACAAGGUGCGAUCGGCGGCCGUCGUCGUCCAGAACUACUACCGGCGGUAUAAACAGCACGCGUACUAACGCCAGAUGUCCAAGGCGGCCGUCAAAAAAGUCCCAAACCGGUGGAGGUCACUAGGCUGUCACGUAUGGCGUGAGCGGCGCAGUGGACAGUUUUUCGGAGGGGCGUCCAGGUCGACGGAGCGUUACUGCAAGAAGCAGCAUUCGCCUCAGCAGCAGCAUCACAUGAACAAUCAGGAUGGUUCCUCGAAGGAACCGAGCCCGUCGAAACCGUUUUGGUGAGUGGUGCAGGACUUCAUGUAGGUUGUAUGAGACUUAGGGGAUCUUUUUUUGCUAACGAACUUAUUUGCAGCGAACUCAGAAUCAAGCCGCAAGGAAAAUUUAAUAAUUUAUUAUGAGACAAUCGAUUAAU